Molecule: messenger RNA, 1134 nt
Organism: Helicoverpa zea (corn earworm)
Lineage: Eukaryota; Metazoa; Arthropoda; Insecta; Lepidoptera; Noctuidae
Exons: 3
Coding region: 257-811 (184 amino acids)
Source: RefSeq, a predicted model, not a curated record
AUAAAUAAUAAUUAGGGAUGAUAAUUAGGGAUGUUUGAUUGUUGUUAUAUCAAUAAGUAGUCAUUUUUAUCUAUAAUUCUUCUUUUCGUCAAAAAUAUGCAUACAAAAUUGUAAAAGAAUUUCGGCUAAAUGGAAAACCACGGAUGCCCGACGGAAACGGACACAGUUCUCAAAAAUUAUGACAAUAAUUUCAGCAAAUUGGCGCGUAUCUAUUUAAAAAAUAAAGUUUAUUUUGUAGAUUUGUUAUGUAAAAAACAUGGAUUCUUCAGUGGGACAAACGAUCGAAAGAAUUAAAAUGCAAGAACAAGACAAUGAAGUAAAACUUAGAGAAAAACGCGAAUUGAAUAAUACAAUGCUCGCCAUCAAUCGAGGAAUACGCGAUGCUUUGACAAACAUUUCGAAAUUGACGAAAGAAUAUGAACAACUUACCGUAACCACUGCUAAACUGGCUCAUCAGUUAAUUGUGGAACAAACACGUCACAGCGCGCUCAUUGAACAAGUUGAUAGCUGCUGCAAAGAAUUGGAGGAACUUCGUGACAAGUCUACCAAUGGUAUUUCUUCCGUGUGGAAUAAACGGUCAACAUUACUAGAGACGAUACACGGUGUCGCAGACAAAUGUGACAUUUGGGCAUUACUUAUUAAGCCUUCAGGUAGUGAAAUAGUACCAUGUAAAAAAGAAGUUCAGAAUACUGAGCCAGUCAUUUACGACGAUAGUAAACUGAAACAUGCUUUAGAAAGAAGAAAUAAAGCUAUUGCUGAACGUAACUAUUUGCUGUCUGAGCCUGAAGUUGGCGAAGAAUUUUUACGGUAAUUUUAUUUUCAACUAGCUACCACUACGGUUUCAUCUGCUUUCUGAUGUAUAACUCAUUAUUUAUAAACUAUAACAAUGCCAAGUUUUAUCAAAAGCCAUUCAGCCGUUAAGGCGUGCUUGGAUCAAAUUAAAUGAAAUCAUCCAAAAUUCUAAAUUCGUGUACCUAAUUUCUAUUGAACUUGCGAGACAAGCGCAAUGCUUACUUGUACACUAUACGUUAUGUACUGUAUACUGCUUGUUUAAGGAUCAAAAAUGCUGUUCAGUAUUCCAUGGAAAUAGCUGCUAAUGUGUUGUAAAUCUACAAAAAAGAAUUUCGUUGUCUG